Brassica oleracea var. oleracea is the source of this 1081-nucleotide messenger RNA. RefSeq names its product desumoylating isopeptidase 1-like. The record is from RefSeq and is a predicted model, not a curated record. Gene Ontology annotation, biological process: protein modification by small protein removal. Gene Ontology annotation, molecular function: peptidase activity. The transcript has 5 exons. NCBI's taxonomy places the organism in Eukaryota, Viridiplantae, Streptophyta, Magnoliopsida, Brassicales, Brassicaceae. The coding region runs from base 159 to 968 and encodes 269 amino acids.
CAAACCUCUCUGUCAUCGUCUCUGAUUUAAUCAAAGCAUAUCGAAUUGUAUUCCGAGCUUGCUGGAGGAAGAAAGAGCAUCGAUUUACAUUCAUUCGUUAUCUUUUCUUUCCAGGCAGUUAAGUUGUUUCGCGGUUGUUUAGAGCUUUAUAUUCGAGAAUGGCUGAGGAAGCGCACAAGGUUACGUUGAAUGUCUAUGAUCUAAGCAGAGGCUUAGCACGUCAGCUCUCUGCUUCAUUUCUGGGAAAGGUUAUCGAAGGUGUCUGGCAUACGGGAAUAGUUGUGUAUGGGAAUGAAUACUUUUUCGGAGGAGGAAUCCAGCAUUUGCCUGCUGGAACCACCCCAUAUGGAGCACCGCUGCGAACCGUAGAGCUGGGUGAGACACAUGUUCCUAAAGACGUGUUCGAGAUGUACUUGGAGGAGAUCAGACCACGUUACACUGCUGAAUCCUACAAUCUGCUUGCUCAUAACUGCAACAACUUCAGCAACGAGGUAGCUCAGUUUCUGGUUGGUAAAGGGAUUCCAGACUACAUUCUUCAGCUUCCCAAUGAGGUCAUGAACAGCCCCAUGGGUGGUCUUAUAAUGCCUAUGAUACAAAACCUGGAGACGACUCUAAGAGCCGGCGCUGUUCCUAACGCUCCCCAGUUUAGGCCUCAGACACAACCUCUUGGAGCUUUUAGCAAGGAUGAAGGUCCAAAACUACCCAACAAACCUGAGAAAGCGUCCAAGUCUGAGGAUGUCAAAACCUCAGCUCCAACUGAAAAGGUGUCACCGGUUUCUCAAGCUUCUUCUAGUAAGGAGAAGGUGAAGGAGGAUCCGUUGGGUGAUGCUAGGACCAAGAUUCAGGAAGAGAUCACCCGUGAGUUUGCAGCUCUCAUGGCGGAAGGCACACUGAGAGCAAGUGAAGCAGCCGCCAUGGCGACAAAAAGAGUGAUGCAAAAGUAUGGACAUCUCAAUGUAUCUGCCUAGAGUCUAAUAAAACAAGAUUAAGUCAUUUACUUUGCUAUUGUAUUGAAACUGAGUCAAAUAAUUUUGAACGAUUUUUAUUACUAUUUUUUUCAAACUAUAUUCGUAUAUCGACC